Xyrauchen texanus (razorback sucker) is the source of this 1845-nucleotide messenger RNA. Its product is annotated as choline O-acetyltransferase-like. Lineage: Eukaryota; Metazoa; Chordata; Actinopteri; Cypriniformes; Catostomidae. The record is from RefSeq and is a predicted model, not a curated record. The transcript has 15 exons. Gene Ontology annotation, biological process: neuromuscular synaptic transmission; acetylcholine biosynthetic process. Gene Ontology annotation, molecular function: choline O-acetyltransferase activity. Gene Ontology annotation, cellular component: neuron projection; cytoplasm. Bases 1 to 1845 code for a protein of 614 amino acids.
AUGCCCGUCCUGAAGAGAGACACUAAAGAUAGAGACUCUCAGAUUUUGCCUAAAGUGCCCGUCCCAGACCUGCAGCACACGCUGGACACAUACCUGAGAUCAGUGAAACACCUCGUCUCUGAAACACAGUUCCGAAACACCAAAGCCAUCGUGGAGACAUUUGGAAAACAUGGAGGUGUCGGGGAAGAACUCCAGAAACAGCUGCUGGAGAGACGAGACGAGACACAGAACUGGGUGUACGAUUACUGGCUGGAGGACAUGUAUCUGAACAACAGACUGCCACUUCCUGUGAACUCCAGUCCUGCGCUGGUGUUCCCCAAACAACCCUUCAGAGAACAGAGAGACGCUCUCAUGUUUGCUGCUCGUCUCAUUCUGAGUGUUUGUGAGUACAAGAAUUUAGUGGACAGUAAGACUCUUCCAGUGGAUGUGGUUUGCUGUCAGUCGUGUGAAUCUCGUCUGUGUAUGAAUCAGUACGAGCAUCUCUUCAGUUCGUACAGACGAGCCGGACAAGAGCGGGACACACUCAUCACCACAGAUGCUGCACAUGUGAUUGUGGCCUGUAAGAAUCAGUUCUUUGUGCUGAAUCUGAUGGAAGGAUCCAGUAAACUGAAUGAAGCGGAUGUGCAGUCGCAGCUGCAGUGGAUCUGUGCGCAGACGCAGAACUCUGAGCAGACGCAGCCGGCGAUGGGACUGAUGACCUCUUACACCCGGACAGACUGGGCUCGAACCCGAGAUGAGCUGAUGAAAGAUCCUGUGAACGGAGCGUCUCUGGAUCUGAUGGAGCGCUGCAUGUGUGUCGUCUGUCUGGAUGAUCCGACGGGACUCGAGCCGAGCGACGCCAACAGAGCUGCGCUGAUGCUGCACGGAGGAGGACCUGAUCAAAACGGAGCGAACCGCUGGUACGACAAACCUCUACAGUUUGUGGUCGGUUUAGAUGGUGUAUGUGGAGUCGUGUGUGAACACUCUCCGUUUGAAGGCGUCGUUCUGGUGCAGUGUGCCGAAUACAUCCUGAAAAACAUUCGGAGCUCCUGUAAGCCGAUCUCAAGCCGCAGCGACUCUGAACUUCCUCAUCCGCACAGAUUACUGUGGAAAUGUUCACCUCAGAUUCACGGCUCACUGGCUUCAGCCGCAGAACACCUGCACAGACUUGUGAAGAAUCUGGACAUGAAUGUUUUCACCUUUGAAGUUUAUGGGAAGCAGUUCAUCAAACAGCAGAAAAUGAGUCCUGAUGCGUUCAUUCAGGUGUCUCUACAGCUCGCCUUCUACAGAUGUCACAGCAGGACGGUCUCCACCUAUGAGAGCGCUUCUCUCCGGCGCUUCCGUGAGGGUCGUGUGGAAAACAUUCGCUCGGCGACUCCUGAGGCUUUAGCGUUUGUGAAGCUCAUGACGGAUGAUGCAACAUCCGUUCAGGACAUGGAUCGGAUGGACAAACUGCGAGCGGCUGUAAACGGUCAGACUCAAAUCACAGUUCAGGUCAUCACAGGAAUGGGGAUAGACAAUCACUUACUAGGAUUACGAGAAAUUUCCAAGGAGUUGAAAAUGGAGAUGCCAGAGAUUUUCACAGAUGAAACGUAUAAAAUCAGUAACAACUUCAUCCUGUCCACCAGUCAGGUUUCCACCACGGUGGAGAUGUUUUGUUGUUACGGUCCAGUGACUCCUGACGGUUACGGCGUGUGUUACAACCCGCAGGCCGAUCACAUCAUGUUUAGUGUGUCUAGUUUCAGAGACAGUAAAGACACGUGUUCAGGUGCGUUUGUGACGGCUGUCGCUCAGGCGCUUCAGGACAUGAGGAACCUGUGUGCUAAAUACACUGAUGCAGAUCAGAGCAACAGACUGAAACACUAA